AUGAGUGCCAAUUGCGGCGAGGACUCCAAGGCAGAGCUGACCAUCUUGCAGGAUCCAGUGGCAUUGUGUGCUCUUGGCACUUUGGGCCUGCUGUGCGUGUGCUCCGGGCUUUGGGUUCUCAAAGCCGUGAGAAGUUGGCGGUGGAUCCGAGCGGACGAGAAGUUGCAGGCCCGGGUGAAUGAACAGCAGCUCCUGAGCAUUCAAGUGGUCACCUUGGUGGCGAUGUGCGCCAUGAUGGCGCUGGCAGCGUCACACGUGGCGCAGGUGGCCUCAGAGAGAUGGCCUCAGAUCAACGACCUCCAAGUUCUGGUGGUCUGCGCUUGCUGGUUGGUGCUGCUUCUUUGCCAUGCGGCUAGCCAGAGAAAGGCUGUCUCUCCUCUAUGGAUGCAGGCCGCCUACCACAUCUCCAUGCUGAUUUGGUGCGUGGCGAUCCUCCCUUGCUUCGAUCAGUCGCGAUGUCAUCUUUUCCUUCCGAUAAGCUGUAUGGGCCGCAUGCUGGCGCUGUGCUUGCCACGCUACUGUGCAGAGGUGUUCUUUUGGAACCUGGUCUAUGUGGUGCUCAGCUUUGCCUUUGGGGACCUCGGCUUCUGGGAGGUCUCCGUGGCAAUUCUGGCGCUCUGCGGCUUUCUGGGCUUCAAGAAGAUCUUGCUCUUCUUGGCUGUCCAGAGCCAAAGUCUCGAUAACUUGCGACUGCAGCUGAAGGCCCACCAGACCUUGUCCUCCUCCAGCUACGAUGCAGUCAUGCUGCUGGAUGAGGACCUGCAGGUGCUCGAGUCGGGCGGCUGGCAGGCGGCAGAGCGAGGGGCCAAGGUACAAGAACUCCUGGCCGAGGAGGACUUCCCAGGCUUCAGCGAACAGCUUCGCCAGGAAGCCGAGGCGGGCGCCUUCCAGGCCAAACUCCGCAAUGCGGCAGGUGUGCUCGUGCCGGUGGAGUGCCAUCACGUGAGCAUGGACGCGCUCCCCGGGACUCGAGCUCGCUUUUUGGUGGCGAUGAAACUCGCGGCGGCGGCGCAAACGGCCAGGACCGCCAAGGAGGAGCUGGUCUUGGAGUUCGACGCCUUCUCUUUCAAAGUCCGAGGCUCCUCCAAGCCUUUUCAGCAAGCCUUCGGCGGCGGGGGGCGGCGGAAGGUCACGGAGUUCCUGACGGAGGACAGCCAGGAGUUCUUCAAGAAGCAGCUGACCGCCAAGUGCAAUGAGUUCGCCUACUCAGAGCUGAAUUCGGACACAAUGGAGCUGCCCUUGGUCUUUGAUUCCCAAAGCGGGAGGCUUGACCACCCCUGCCGCGUGGUGGUCGCCAAGACAGGCAAUAAAGGUCAGAUCCUUGCACAGCUGCAUGUCAGCGUGGACAAACGCAUCAAACCUCAGCGCCGCAACCCAGAGACAGGCAGUAUCCUGGAGAUCCGCGGGAAGUCAAAGCCGAGCAGCAGUGAUGCACCCCCGCCCAGCCAUGGCCACGGCCUCUGGAAAGCCAUGAUUUAG
Messenger RNA from Effrenium voratum, 1479 nucleotides. The record is from the annotation of a GenBank genome assembly. Lineage: Eukaryota; Dinophyceae; Suessiales; Symbiodiniaceae.